CCCAUGACACCGGAGCGAAGUUCUGACAGCUGAUUCCUAAAUCAGUUCAUAUCCACUUCGUGCCUCCAGGGCGUCAUUUUUAAGGUUAUUUACAGGCGCACGGAGCUGCUACGACCCUCGGCUGGAGUUGCAAACUGCGGCCCGAGUAGAGGAGGGGCGGCUGAUUAUGGUGUAGCGCGGAGCGCUAGCUCUGAGACAGCAGGCAUUUGAGCAGCAGUGCAUUGCAGCACGGUGCACCGUGGUUUUGACAGUCAUAUCACAUCAGCGUAGCCAUGCUCACGUUGGCCAGUAAGUUGAAGAAAGAAGACGGAGGAAAGACAGGCCGUGCCUCCGGAGCCUCAGACUCCACCCACAGGGUCUCAAUCAGAGACCGCCUCCUAACCAAAGAAGUUGCCGAACUUGAAGCCAAUCUUCCUAGCACAUGCAAAGCCAGUUUUCCAGAUGAGGAUAAGCUGCAUCAUUUUCAGCUGGCAGUGUCUCCUGAUGAGGGUUACUACCAAAGUGGAAGGUUUCAAUUUGAAAUAGAUGUCCCUGAAGCCUAUAACAUGGUGCCUCCUAAAGUGAGAUGUCUGACCAGAAUAUGGCAUCCCAAUAUCACGGAGAAUGGAGAAAUCUGUUUGAGCUUAUUGCGGGAGCACUCUAUUGAUGGCACAGGCUGGGCCCCCACUAGAACAUUAAAGGAUGUGGUCUGGGGAUUGAACUCCUUGUUUACUGACCUUUUGAACUUUGAUGACCCGCUGAACAUUGAUGCAGCAGAACAUCAUCUGAGAGACAAGGAGGACUUUCGGAAUAAGGUUCAAGAUUACAUCAAGCAUUACGCCAGAUGAUAGAAGCAUUGGUGACCCGCUGCAGCCUGCACCAACUAACCAAACUGCUCUACCUUGCCUCUGCUUCUCUUGGCCAACUCCCCUCCCACAUGUGUGAAUCAGCAGCUGACUCUUUGACUUGUACCACUCCCCACCCUCUCGACACCACAGCUCUGGCGACGCCCCGCCUCUUCUCUUCACCCAGUUGCAAUAAACGUCACAUCGCAGGAAUGAAAUUAAAAAAAAAAAAGUCACACGUUUAAGAGAGGACUUACAUACACAAGAAAAUAACGCUUUAGUUAAUCGGUCGAAGGUUACAGUGACCACAGUGUCUGUCUGUCGUGGCAAGGCACACGAAUGACGCCACCCUGCUGACGAGCCCGUCGGACACGAGCCACGUGGCGAUGGAAUUGGAUGUGAUGUUUAACUGAAGAAGACAACAAGUCACGCUUGGCUAUUUUUAAAUUUGAUGACUCAAGAGAAAGAUUAUCUGUUACUGUCGGUUCUCUGUUCCAGUGCCUGCCAUGUUUGUGUCACUAAAGUGAAAAUGCAUGUGAGUUCACAAACACGCACGCACGCGCGCACACACACACACACAGUCUGCAGUAAAAGGUGAGCACAUGGAAAAACACACAUUGGUUGGAAGUUGGAAAGCCUGCAGCCCCCAGCCCCAUUAGACAGCAUGUGAAUGACCACACUGACCCAUUUUGUUGUCAUUCUCUCUGCAUGUGUACACACACACACACACACACAUGCACGCAGACACAGCUGUGUGUUUUCAGUUCCAGUGACAUAAAAUACUGCCACAAAAACAGCCAAAUGCACUGUUCAUUUUUCAGCUUCAUCUCUUGUCUCUGCACCACUGCCCUCUUCACUUCUUUGUCUUUUUUUACUGCAUCUGUCUCUGUUACACCCACGCACGCACGCGCGCGCACACACACACACACACAGAGCACAGGUGAGCGCACGUGAAGUUCUGUGUUGCAGAUGGAGAGGUUAAAACGGUACAGUCAAAACUUCUGGCAUGCUGGCUCUUCAUGUAAGCAAUACAACGACUGGUUUUAAAGAAGUGAUGACAUAAGCCUGAGUCUGUUAACAGCACUAAGCAACAAAGUGCUAAACACGGUAAAGAAUCUGGCAAAGAAAGAAAAGUUGGAGGAAACCUUAAACACGACUCCAAAUGACCUCCUGGAUGUACGUAGGCAACACUUAAAAUGACUCAAGUCCGUUCUUCGUCAUCAACCACGUGCACUGCAGCUCCGAACCUUUCCAAAGAUUAUUGAGAGACGUGCAGCCACCUUUCAAUGAUCUUUAAAGUGAGCUGCGAGUAGCUGCAGAGUGUCGUAUCCCACCAGACAGUCCUGACAUUCUCCAGAGUUCAUGUGUGAAAAUGUCUCCAAUGAAGAUCAGUAGGUGCGAAGAAAGCCUUACAACUUUUAAACUCAGUCAUUUUUUUAUUUUAUAGUCACUGUUCAGUGCUGAGCCAAACCGAUAAUUGAGGUUUUUGACUGGUCUGCACAAACCCCCUCGUUCUGCUCCCUUAGUGAGAUUUCCGAGCUGACAGUGUCUUUCUAAAAACGACGCUAUUUCAGUCUCUCCCCCUUUGUAAGCGGACCGUAUGAGAAAACAAUAGCAGAGGUUCAUAAAGACCACUCUAUAAAUGAUAUCUGCAUACAGACGUGCAGAGUCUGCUAUUAUUGUUUGUAGUCAGAGUUCAACUGAUCGGCGAGCAGGCUGUAGUUGCAUGCAGGUGUAAGGCAUAACUGGCCAAAAGAAUAUGAAAACUUGGCCCAAAUAUAUCUCCACUGGGUACAUCAGAAGCCCAGAAGACUUGGAUGCUGGUUCAAGCAGCUACAUUAAAAGGCAGGUUUCCAGAUUGCAUGAAAACAGAUGACAAGAUGACAUGCUAGCAGGAUUACUAGCUAGCCAGCUAGCUAAUGUGAGUGGCUUAGAUCUGUUAGAGACGGCAGGAAGGCGUCAUUCUGGACAUCUAUGAAAUCUAUGAAAGUGCAGUACUUAACAAAGCUAUUGGAACACCUGUCAUAAAAACAGGAAUCACAAAUAUUUGAGAAUUCUGUCAAAAAUAUGUUUCUGUUCUUUGUUUAUGCAAAAACAAACUGAUUUUACAUUUUUAUAGGUAAAUUUGAUCCGCAGCACUUCUCUGAGACGUCACAUUCAACAAUUAAAACAAAUUUUUCUAUUCAGUAAUGCAAGUUAACAUGUAAUUUGGCAUCUUAAUAAAAAAAAAAAAUAAUAAUUGCUAAUAAUUGUGAUUUACUUUUUCAGUGUUUUUGUGAAACAGGAAAUUUAAAAUGUCAGGGAUCAUAACAAUAACUAUAUUUUACCAUUUAAAAAUCUAAAUUUGAUUAAAAGCUUGUGCGUACUGCAGGAUUAAGCAUUACAGAAACAUAAACAGUGAUUUUGGUCAUUACUAAUACUUUUAAUUUAGGGCAGCAGUGGCGUAAACCUUACCCUGGGUGGGGUCUAAUAAAUGUGUGGAGCUCUGCAGGCUUGGUCACAGUCAAAAACUGGGAAAAAGGGGGAGGUUAAAAAAACUGCACAGAUUUGGUGGGAAACACUCUUGAGGCAGUUGGCAUGUUUGACACUGGAUUAAUUUGCUACCUCGAGUGCUAGUUAACUAGUUAAACUGUAUUGGCGCCUCUCGGUUGACUAGAGCAGAUUAUGCUUUGUGGGAUGGCUGCUAGGAAUUCUGGACUAACUAGAUAAUGUCUCCAUGAACCUCUGCUGCUGUGGGUUUUGGCUAGUGAUUGUGUUUUUAUGUGUGUGUGUGUGUGUGUGUGCGUGUGUCAGAGUGCAUAUGUCUGUGAGUGGCUUUUGCCCGGCCCUGGCUAUUGCUGUGCCUCCGGUUUGAGUCUGUAAGCAUCGCCUGUUUUCACCUGUUCAGCUUUGUUUUCACGUCUGCAUGAGGAAAAAGUCUCUGUGCGAGUGUUGCAGUCUACCGAGGAUGUGGAAAUGUAGAGGCAGAAGAUUGAAUUUUUGUGUAGGAAGUGUGCGUGUAAGAUUAACAAAAAUGACAGUUUGUGCUUCUGGAGUGUGUCUGUGUGUGUGUGUGUGUGUGUGGGCAGUUACAGUGUGACUUGUGGAGACGAUGUGACUUGUUAGCAUGCUCUGGUUUCCUCUUUCCCUUCUUUUUUAAAAUCUGGAUUCAUCAGCUCAGAUCAUUUUUAUUUUCUUAGCAAACAGAACAACACAAAACACCCGACUCUGCCAAAAUAAAAGACCCAGGAGUUAAAAAAAAAGAGUGAAAGCAGUCCCAGAUCUGGCUACCCCACGCUUCUUCUGUCUUUAAAGUUCAUUAAUUGGCAACAAAUUGUCACGGUAGUUUUUGCCUCAGCCCAACGCUCAGUGCUUUUUCUUGGCCUUAAUAAUACUUUUGCUUGCUAUUGGAGAUCUUGUUAUCGGUGUCCUUUAGUUUGGCAGUUUGUGGUGUUGGAGGUAAUUUUGUUUUGUUUCCUCCUCUUCUUCGGAUGUUUCUCUGGAAAUGUCUUCGCUUCAGUUAAACUCCAGAGCCAGAGGAACGAGAUUAACAAUCUGUUCUUCUUCAGAUCCUCGACGUUUUCUUUCUCAGAUUGUAUAUCCAUUUUUUAAGAUAUAUUAAAGAGUAUAUAA
This is a messenger RNA of Pelmatolapia mariae (spotted tilapia), 4436 nucleotides long. It is a transcript of the gene ube2f, whose product is annotated as ubiquitin-conjugating enzyme E2F (putative). The transcript has 10 exons. NCBI's taxonomy places the organism in Eukaryota, Metazoa, Chordata, Actinopteri, Cichliformes, Cichlidae. The record is from RefSeq and is a predicted model, not a curated record. The coding region runs from base 273 to 827 and encodes 184 amino acids.